Blastomyces dermatitidis ER-3 is the source of this 2057-nucleotide messenger RNA. RefSeq lists its product as uncharacterized. Lineage: Eukaryota; Fungi; Ascomycota; Eurotiomycetes; Onygenales; Ajellomycetaceae. The transcript is spliced from 4 exons. The coding region runs from base 110 to 691 and encodes 193 amino acids. The record is from RefSeq and is a predicted model, not a curated record.
AUUACAAAGAAGUCCGUAAUUGUAAGCUUGCCUGUUAGAUGUUAUUCCUCAGGUAUUGAAAUUGUUUGGAAGAUUCAAAUAUCAGUGAAGGACGUCUUCUACCACAAUAAUGGCAUCCUUGAAUUUGCGAAGAACAUUCCGUUACCCAGACUCAGAGAGCGAGAAUGAAGCUAGAGAAGAGAUGGAUGAACAGGAGCAAGAGGAGGUGAUUCAAAAGUUGCUACGUCGGGAUGAAGAUCGCAAUGCUCAAUAUAGACUUGUGUUCACCGCCAUACCGCUAGCUUCUGUCUUCCUCUAUCUGCCCUGUAUCUUGUCCUCCACAUCUACGGGGUCCGGGAGGCUUCUCUGCCUACUCAGCAUUACCUCCCUUCUCUCAACAGCGUACAUUAUGAAAUAUUUCCGACUAGAACGGCCAGAUCCCAAAGGCAAACGCCCCAUAAGAGACAUUGCAGCUGAGCAGGGGCCCAUGAUAGUUAGGCAGCAUCUUUCCACUGCAAAUACUGUCAUUUGUGCCCUGCUCUCCGUUAUUGCAUUUUACGCUGCAAAUCAGACCUAUCAGGGAGACAUUUUCUGGGCCUUAUAUCUAGUUCCUGGUAUUGUUUUCCUCCUUGUUUCGGUUUCCAGGCAGAUCAUGGUGUCAGUUGAUAUUAAAGAGCUCGAAGGUCUGCGCUAUGAGUAUAAAGGCGCUUAAUCACCCUGCAUAUAGCACGGGAGUUUCUCUCCUUGCUUUGGAGGAGGAUCAUUCACACAUGGCACGAUAGUGGUUAUGGAGCCACACCAUGGGCGGCGGAUGGCGGGUGUUGCAUAUCUGUCGGCCUUCGUGCUUUCAAUCAUUGAAUGCUUCAGCCAUCGAAUCGCGCGUAGCCCACAUGAGACCCCAUGAACGCUGCGGCAGUUUUCUGCCUGACUGAUGCUUAUAUGAGAUAACUACUCAUCAACCAAGAGCUACGGCCUUGGCAUUUGCUUACUCUCUGCAUGACUGCUGAAGCGACUCCCUGGGUCAUGAAACAUGGAACGAGAAGCAGAAACGAAUUGUUUACGGCUCUCUUUAGCGGUGUGAUUAAGGAUUUCUUCAUAGGACUUAAAGGAUCCUGACAUUUUGUUCAGAGCAGCGCUAAAUGAAAUACAUUAAGGUUUUCGAUUUUGAUAAUUAGAUUGACGAGCACGGGAAAUAAAAUAAAAGUCCAAUUACGAUUAUUUUCGCUUGCCAAAAUUGGCGAUAGCUAUAUGUAUUGACUGCUUAUCAAACAAUACUAUUCGCGAGAUUGUAUUUGACUUAAGUUAAUGAGGAGGAAAAGAAAAAGAAGACAGAUACAAGGAGGCAACAUGUCAGAACUUCGGCAAAAUCAAGAUACAUGAGCAACCGCACUAAUCUUCGUUUCUUGGUAUUAAACUGAACGUCAUAAAAAAAGAGGGAACUGGAACUGGGACUAGGAUACUACAUGACACCACAUAUCAAGGGUUAGUGCCCGGAUGGCUUUGGAAAAAAAUAUCGCUACAUCUCUGGAGCCACAAUUUAACUCCACCCGUCACUUUCAUCUUCUUCGCGACCACGACCCUCUGCCCAGCGCACAGCCAUCAUUUUCGCUUUGCGAUUCCUCUCCGCCUCUGUCAUAGGAUGUGACUGGCUUUCGAGUCUUUCAGGUGGUGAGGGCUGAGACUGGGUAUUGACGGUAAGUGUACCUGGUGGAUUUCCUCCGCCCUUUGCAGUGGCUGGUGAUGAAUUUGGAGGUAGGGAAAGUUCAUUGGGCGUAGAGGAUUCCAUAUCAACAUCCUCAGCAUUAACAGCGGGGUGAGAACUAGCUGUUGAAGGAUGGCUUCGGUCCCGUUCCCGUUCCCGUUCGGGUUCUCGUUCUGGUGCUCGCUCUGGUUCAGGUGAUGUGGCCUCUAAGACGGGAGCGUUGGCCAGGGAUGAUUCAUUAUUAUGCCGGGUAGAAGAAACACGCCGACCCGAUCUCCUAGUUCCUGUUACAUGAAUCGAGUUCUGUUUCCCCGCAUUCGUUGGCGGCUGGUCCUCCUCGCUCGAAGGGUCUAUCACUUCCAUAUAUGUAACUUUG